This is a messenger RNA of Salarias fasciatus (jewelled blenny), 5190 nucleotides long. Its product is annotated as RNA polymerase II elongation factor ELL. The record is from RefSeq and is a predicted model, not a curated record. The coding region runs from base 67 to 1866 and encodes 599 amino acids. Lineage: Eukaryota; Metazoa; Chordata; Actinopteri; Blenniiformes; Blenniidae. The transcript is spliced from 12 exons. Gene Ontology annotation, cellular component: transcription elongation factor complex. Gene Ontology annotation, molecular function: cis-regulatory region sequence-specific DNA binding. Gene Ontology annotation, biological process: positive regulation of transcription elongation by RNA polymerase II; snRNA transcription by RNA polymerase II; transcription elongation by RNA polymerase II.
CGCCCCCUCGUGCUCUCCGCUGUGACGUCUCCGGCAGGAUGUCGCCAAUAGCCUUCAGUUGUAGAAAUGGCAGCGCUGAGACAGGAGCAUCGGUAUGGUCUCUCCUGUGGCAAAAUCAACAAAAACAACCCCAAGCAGACCCUCUACCACGUCAAACUGACUGACACCGCCAUCAGGACCCUGGAAGCCUACCAGAACCUGAAGGCAUCACUAUCAAAUCAGCCUGCGAUUUGCUUCAAGGGGAGCCAGGGGUACAUAAAGAUCCCUGCACCAUCUCCCGACUCUCCAGACGGAUUCAGAGUCUUCUCGUUUUACCUGUCCAGCGACAGCAAAGACAAGCCUCAGUCCAGCUUUGACUGCAUUCACCAGUAUGUCUCAGGGGAGGGCAGGGAUCACCUGGAGGGCCAGGGCAGCAUUCAGGACAAGAUCACAGUAUGUGCCACAGACGACUCGUACCAGACGACCCGGGCGCGCAUGUCUCAGGUGGAGAAGGACAUCUGGAGCCGCUCGGCAAUCGAGAUAAAGCCGGGGCCAAGCAAGUGUGUGAAGGUCCAGAGGAAGCAGGGUCUGGUAUCAGGCUCAGAUAGCAGCAACAAGCACUCCCCGAGCAACAAGAGGAGCCUGAUUCCCAGCCCUGUGGCACACCGACCCCUGAGGGAUCGAAUCAUUCAUCUCCUGGCCUUAAAGCCCUACAGGAAACCCGAGCUGCUGCUGUGGUUGGAGAGGGAGCGGGCCACUCCGAAGGACAAGGCUGAUCUGACCUCAGUGCUGGACGAGGUUGGGAAGCUGAAUCCUAAAGACCACAGCUACUCUCUGAAGGACGAGCUCUACAGACUCGUCCACAGAGACUGGCCUGGAUAUCUGGAGGAGGAGAAGCAGCUCAUCCACAGGUUGUUAAUCAGGAAACUUCAGCCACUCCACAGUAGCCAGCUGAAGAGUCCCCAGUCCAACCAGUCAUUCCACAAAGCACCUGGGGACUCUCCUUCACGACUCAGUCCUGCCAAGAACCUCUCAGUGAAACGCCCGCUGGCUUUGGACCCAUCCAACACUCAGACCCCUAAAAAACAGAGGUUAUUAGACCAGGGCCUGCCUCAGCAGUCGCCCUCUCGCACAGACUGUCACACCAACGAGCCUCGUAACUCCUCCAGCCAUGGAACCUCUGGCGAACAGAUUAGGAUGGAGUUCAACAAAACCAACAGCCAUCUUCAGGGGAGCCCGAACGGCCUGUGCUCGCCGCACAAGCUCAACGGCUCGACCAACGUCCGGAAACCGGACAGAACGGAGCCGGCUCUCACUGCGCCCAGCCCCAAGCCCACCCACAACAGCACGCCCACUCGCACUGACCAGCAGCUCGCCAACGGCCAGCACAAGAAGAAAAAGUCCAAGAAACACAAAGACAAGGAACGGGAGCGCUUAAAACCGGACUGGAUAGAGACGAGUCCGGACCUGAAGCAGAAUCAGGAAAAUCUCAAAGGCCACGAGGGAGAGAAAACACCUGUUAAUCGAACCGCGGCAGAGGAAUUACCCGACUAUCUGAUAAAAUACUGCACCAUCACAGCACUGGAGCAGCGGCAAAAAUAUAAUGAGGACUUCUGUGCCGAGUAUGACGAAUACCGAGCUCUUCAUGACCGGAUCGGGGCCAUUACGGAGAUGUUUGUUCAGUUGGGCUCAAAGAUCAACACUCUCUCCCCGGGAACACAAGAGUACAAGCUCAUGGAGGACCAAAUACUACAGAAGUAUCGCAAAUAUAAGAAAAAGUUCCCUGGGUACCGGGAAGAGAAGAAGCGAUGCGAGUACCUUCACAAGAAACUGUCGCAUAUCAAAGGCCUGAUCGCGGAUUACGACAGAGCGCAGGAACUCUCCUAGUGAACGGCUCCCGCUGCUCGGCGGGUUGUGCGAGGCGACUUGGACCAAAAGACUCAUAUCGGGACCCGAAAGACUGCCCAGCUGGGUCCCGGGCGUUGCGGAAGACACUAUUCACUUUACUCCUCAGAGUGUUAAUGAAUACGAGGAGCAAGGUUCUUUUUUCAAAAGUGGGCUGAGACCACCGACUCGUGAUCAAAUGUUACCCUUUAAAGGUUUUCAGCUGUGAUUAUCGCUGCGCUGGCUGGAUUCUGUUCUGCUGUAAAAUGGUCAGACGACACAGUGAACGCCAACAGAUGUGAUCCUUCCUGCCUAAUUCUAUUUUAUUAUGCCCCUUUUCUCCUCAGAACUAAAAACAAAAAGAAAAAAAAGAAGUAUUAAAGUGAUGGUACAAUCAAACUUAGGGGUAAACUAACACUACUAAAGUCUAUUUAAUUACAGAAGAUUUUUUUUUUUGUUUUUGCUGUUUGCUAAUGGAAAGUUGAAUAUUGACAUUCAGUGAUAAAAAUAACUCAAAAAAGAAAAAUCAUCUUGAAAUUAAUAAUGUAAAUGCCAGGGGCAACUUUCCUGUCUUCAGAGAGUAUGGAUUAUUUAAUUCAGGGUUUUCAGACUCAAUUUAGUGUUAAUCCAUUAAAAAUACCUGUAUUUCUGAACCACUCUGAUUUAUGGUUUACAGGUGCAUCUCCAAAAAUUAAUUAAUUAUAUACAUAUAUAAUUAUUAAUGCGAGAUGCACCUGUAGACCUCCUGAUACACGAGACACAUUCAGUUUUAUUUUUUAAUUAUUAUUUCAAAUCAGAAUGAUUAGUUAGGACUUUAUUUCUGUGCCGUCUCAUAAGGGUUUUUCUUCCCCUCAUUCUUACGUCCUCUUUCAUUUCCACAAAGCGUCUGAAUGCCACAGAAUGACUGUCGUCUGUACUGUAACUCCGCUGUCAGGAUAGUGCUUGUACACACGGUCACUUUCACCCACAUGUAGCCUACACUACCAUGAACUGCCUUUCGAUUAUGUAAUGACACACACACACACACACACACACAAAUAAUCACAUGACCAACUCACAUCUCUUAAGUUACAGGUUUCUGCUCCUCACAUGCUGUUUUACAAGUUCAGUUCCUCACUCUUUACACAACAAGCUCCCGGGAUGUUUGAUCCUGGAAAAUCGCUUUAUUUAUUUUUUUAAAUUCCCUCUAAUGUUACGUUUGUAGGAUGAUUUUGUUUUUUUUUUUAAAUGUGGGAUUUGAUUGAAAAACAAUUAGUGCGUGGUACAUUGUUCAUGUUCUACUGAAUGUGAUAGAGAUGCCUUUGACAUAUUGAACCGUGUAAUUCUUAGUUCCAAUGUUAACGCGGUCUCUCUGCUAUCUCACUGAGCAGCGACACUGAAAAAAAAAAACAUGGCAGAAACAUAUUUUGGAUCAAGAUUUGCAGGACAGUUUCUCUUUUCUGACACGUCCUAAUUCACUGAAACUAAACAGAUGACAUGAGAAAGUUUGGAGAUUUCCAGAUAUCCAGGGUUUCUCUGUUGAACCAAGGAGAAGAUCCUCUUUCGAGGCUCCUGUUAGUUUCUUAAUUCACUAUAAACAUUAAACUAUUUGUACCAGAACCGUGUUAACGCGUUAACAUUCAUUCACCGUGGCCCGUAGUGCAGUUCAGCCAUCAGAUUUCAAACUUCUCUGUGUUUUCAUCUUAAAAAUGGCUGAAGACGAGAGAACCGAGCUCACCUUUGCCUUGAUGUGUACUGUAUGUCAGACAUUUCCAUAACUUUGGUACUCCCAGUUCUGGAAGCUUCUUGGCUGUUCUUGCACACUUUGAUACACUCUGAUUAUUUCUGUAAAUGUCUUUAGUUUGAAGAAAAGCUCAGUUACUGGAUAGUUGUCGUGCAGCAGUUGUCUUAUCCGUGUUGUUGUUGGUUCUUUUUGUUUUUUUCAGUUUUGCUUUUUGUUUUUUUGUCAUCAGCCGUCAUUCCUGCAGAGGGAUAAACAUCCUGUCCACCACUAUUAGUAGAAUCUCUGCAGAAAUCUACACAAAUCAAUGUGCUUUGCUCCUCAUUUAAAUGCAUUUAUUGUCACAUAUUUAGCAGCUCUUCUACAAUCUUUUUUUUUUGGCUUUGUUAUGUUUGAAGGAUUCAAGACUAGCAAUCAUUGUUUCACCCUGGCACAUGUCCAGUGUCUCAGUCAUAUUUAUCACAGGACCAGACUUCUUAUUCUCAUAAUGCUCUCGUCUCCUGUUUGCAUCCCCGACAUGACUGGAUCAACCUGACUGCAAACAUCUGUCUGAUUUGUAUUAUUAUUAUUAUUAUUUUCAACUGGAAACAAGCAGCUUUUUUGCUCUGGCUACAUUAAAAGCAAGAGCACUGACCUGAUAUAAAUACAAGUCAUCAUCAAUUUAUACAUAGAAGUACUGAAGCGUUUUCAUCACAACAAAAAUAUCAUUCAGAGAUGAAGAUCUUUAAAGUCAAGUGCUUCCCAUUGACCAUGACAGGAGUCCUUUUAAAUUUUAUCAUAAUGUGAUCAAAUAUCAUUGGAGGCAUUUUUUUGGAGAAAAUAUCAGUCUGACUACGGUGCGAUGAAAACAUUUCACUUAUUUUUUUUUCUGAAUCAAACCCUUUAUGAAUAGAUAGGACUUUUAAAGAGCUGUCUUUUUUUUUUUUAAUUGUUGGAGGAGCCAACUACUGGAUGUGCCUUCUCAUUCAGAAAGCAGAUCGACUCUGCAGGAAACUAUUAUUGGUAUUCUGGAAAAUAACUUGUGCCAGCAGUAUUUACACGUGUAGUAUGACACUGAUGCCACUUUUCCAAGUGCUUUGUCCAUUUUUCUUUUUUCUUUUGACAACGUUUCUGUCAGAUGCCUUGUGAAACGCAGAAAUUAACGUUGGCACCAAAUAAUUCAAGAAAACAUUUCCAAUUCAAGCAACACAAAUGCUAAAGCUUUUUUUUUUUUUUUUUUUUUUUCCCCCCCCUCACAGGACGUGACUUGCGUGUUCAAAAUAAUAGCCUGGAUGUGUUUGAUUGUAGCUGCCCAACUAUUUUAUUUUCAAAGUGCAUAAUGUGCUCAAUUGGUUGAACGGUACUGGAAAACAAUGCAUCAAUGGAAAUGUGAACCGAGACCAUGUCUGCUCUAAAUCACUGCAUUUGAGCUACCUAAGAGAACAAAAAUUAUUUAUUGCUUCGUAUGUUAUUUUAUGGGAUUCGUUGUUGCAGAGUUUUGUUCCUUCGUUUCACAGCAAAAAUCCAGACUAUGGUGAAAGGGAAAUCGAGUAUAUUUUUGCAAUUUUUGAUGGUGGAUGCUUUAUCAUGUCAUCCUUUACAGAAAAGCUUUCAAAAAAACAAAAACA